Mycetomoellerius zeteki is the source of this 12158-nucleotide messenger RNA. RefSeq lists its product as uncharacterized. Bases 1 to 12129 code for a protein of 4042 amino acids. NCBI's taxonomy places the organism in Eukaryota, Metazoa, Arthropoda, Insecta, Hymenoptera, Formicidae. The record is from RefSeq and is a predicted model, not a curated record. The transcript is spliced from 17 exons.
AUGCCAAGAAGCAGCAACAACAGAUAUAUCUUCAAACAGAAAAGUGCAGCAACGCGAAAUAAAAUAUCCGAAAUACCUAUCGAUGAUGGAAUAAUCCAAAUAAUAAAUAAAUAUAAUAGACAGUUAUUAUUAAGGAAUCAAACCAAUGGCUUUCCGCAAAACAAAAAAGUUUUGAACAACUUAAAACGAAAUCUGCGAAAAAGGAAGAAACAUGUGAAAAAUUUGAAUAACGAGAUUGUGUAUCAGAAUAAUUACGUGGACGAUGAUGAUAUCAAUAGGGAUACCUCAUUGAAUGCUGCAAGAUUUCCGACCUGGCGAAUCCUGAAAUCAACACUUGCCGUAAUUAAUUUGGAUUCUACGACAAAUCCGUCAAUCAUGGAAACAGAGAUAAUUAAUCGACCGUUGCUCGACGCAUUUGAGAGGCCGCCAUCGCAGUUAGAUAAUUUAGAUCGCUCUGUGGAUAAAGCAAUAUUUCCUGCUGCCAGACAAUAUCCAAAUUCACAGAGAUUACUUGAUUUGAAUGCUUCCAAUAAAAAUCUAAUUCUUUCUAGAAUCGCAAGUCCGAAAUCAGAAAUUACGGUCAACGUACAAAGUCCUGCUAUUAAAGGAUUAAAUAACAAAAUGCUACUUCCUGCCUCUAACAAAAGAUAUUUGCUAGUACCGGUUUCUAAGAAUCUGUACGUUUUGAAGAACGUCCGAGAGAGUUCUCGAACAGGCGUAGAUGGAAUAAUUAUACCUAAGCGAUAUAAAUUGUUAGAAAAAGAUAACGACAACGCAACAUCAGCAAUCCUCUCGUUCAAGGCACAUAUGCAUCACGGUGUAAAAGAUGUAGGUAGAGCGUAUCUUCAAAGAGGCAAUCUCCAUUUAUUUGAUCACAGUAUGAAUUAUUUAUAUUCUACUCUUGAGCCUCGUGUUUCCGAAGAAAAUCCAGUGUCGCCAUCCUAUCCUGACUUCUUGUACCCGGAUAUUGCUUUUCAGACUGAUCCCAAUUUAAUCGACGUUACUUUUAAAAUUUCCGAAGAACAAGUUGUCUUCCCCGUUCCGGAUUACAAAAAUAUUUCCUUGAUGGAUGUUAACUUGCGUGGCAGAAUAAAUUUUUACGAUUCGUCGACACUUUCAUCGCCUUUUCACGGUAAACCGAGUACCUUAUCUGCGGCAAAAUUAAAUGAGGUAAGUCCGAUUCGACAAAAUAGCGGAAAUUACAGAAACUCUUUGGAAUACAGUGAGUUUGGUGUCGAAUUGACGACUACCGAUUUCCGAGAUACUUUUGACACGCACGAUGAAUAUAUAUAUACGCCAGCUACUUUAGAAGAUGAAAUAGAUUUAAUUAACGAUAAAGAAGUAUUUGAUAUGCCACAAAGUCGAGAAGACGAUCCGAAAGUUUUAACGGAAAGCAACGAAGAUGAAUCUAUAACAGACUUUAUAGAUGACAUUUCAAUGCAAUAUAGAGCUGCCUUUGACACAUCUGCAAAUGAAGAUAAUACUUUCUUUCCGAAUAUCACUAACAGCUUCGUUAAUAAUGCCAUUUUAAAUAGUCAAAAUGUAGAUAAAUAUAAUCAGGAAUACGGAAUCUCGAUUUCAAGCGAAUAUAACAAUAAAGUGUCAACACAUUCCAACGAUUUUUAUUAUAAUAAUAGAUCAAUCGAUGAAGUGUUGUGUACUAAUUAUACUACUGAAGUGGAUUCGUUUCUUAAUGAAGAAGACUACGUGACAUCUGCGCCGUUACUUCUAAAUACUAAUGAAUGGCUAUUGAAGAAAGCGCAGUCUAACGUAGAAAAUUCGAAUGCUCUAUUAAUGGCAAUUAAACCAUUGUCCUCAGAGUUACAAAAAUUGCUAAACGCAAUUCAGUUAGUCAAUCAAAGUAUCAGCGACGUGCAAAGUAGAUUGUGCGAUAAAAAAGAAGUCGUCGGAUCAGCGAGGACCGAGCGAGAGAGUAAAAAUAGAAACGCCACGAAUAUUACGAAGCUAAUUGAUAAAGUAGAUUAUUACGAUUCUGAUUUCUCUACAAAAAGUUUUAAUAAUCAGUCUUUGGACAAGAGACGUAUUGAAAUCGAAGGUAAAAAUAUUGCAGAACGUGAUGUAAAAAUUAGAAGAAAAGCUAUCUUUUUAAAUAAAUUGAUGACACCGUUUUAUAAGCGCAAAAGCUCGAUUAGUGAUUCAGAGGUACAGAGCGGUCAUAGAAACUUCCUUAAAAAGAAAAAAUUGAAUGAGAAAGAGUUUUCCAAAUCAGGCGACAGAUUGCUCCAUUCGAGGUUUAAUAGAAAUUUAAAGUCACUGACGAAAAAUUAUGAAACACGAAUGAAACCAAUUCGACAGUUUAUCGGAUCGAAAAAAAUGAAACGUACAACAAUGCCAAUUUUAAGAUUGUCGCAUUUGAUUAAAAGUGACAUAUCGAGCGAAAAUUUUGCAGGCGGCAGGCGAAAUCAUCAAGAGAAUGAUCAAAGUAGAUUGAUAAUUUUGCCGGAUAAUACACCCUCUUUGAAUAUGUCUGGUUCUGGUAAAGAAAAAAAAUUUCAUCCUACUGAUCCGCAAUUUUAUAAGGAAGCGACGGCUUAUCUCGAUAUACUUGAAUUAUUAGGAAAAACUGAAAACGUAGAAUACGCGACUGAUGUAUGGACCACGCAGAAACUAAUGGAGUCCUUGCCACUGCUAAUUUUCACAACUACAGAAUUUUUUGUACCUACGUCAACAUUUUUGCCGUACUUUACCGAGGCACCGACAAUUACAGCUUUCAGUACAAUCGCAGAAAAGAAAGAAAUUUUCGAAAUAACCGAAUCAUCUUUAUAUGAAUAUGUAACAAUUGUAUCAUCGACACGAUCGCCGGUUACGUUAAGUGCUUCUACAAUAACAAUGUCGACUACGUUGUCACUACUUUAUAUGACAGAAUUAACAAUUCUUUCGAUGGAGGAAGCUGCAAUAUCAAUCACUGAUUUAACUAUAACAGUUGUUGCGAUUGAAGUAACUGAGAGUCCUAUCACAAUUCCAAUGGUAGAAAAUUUUACAACCGAAUCUGUCAUGCUAUUAACUCCAUUUUUAGAAGGUAUGACGGAUAUUACUUUAAAGAUUACAAUUCCUGUAGCUACUAUGGGUUCAAUCGAAGAGAUACCUGCGUUAAUUGCUGUAACCGUGGCUACAGAGGGAGAAAUUGUGGAAAAUACAUCAACAAGUCUAACGAUGGAAAUAACACGAAGUUCAUUUAUUGAAACAAAUAUAUCUUUAUAUACAUUCCCAUCAGUAUCAUUAUUUGGGACUACACAAACAGAAUUGAUGAUUAAAACUACAACUUCUGCCGUAUCAGUUUUAACAUCUCCAGCAAUUACAAAAGCUUCUCAAAUUGCAACAUCAGAAUUUAUCGUUAGCGAGAAUAUAACUUUGCAUAAAGCUGAGAGUACUACUGCAAUCGCAAGUUCGCUUAUGGUUUUAGAACAAACGGAAAUGAUUUUAAGUACGUCGACAGAAAUUACGAUAACAACUUUAAUACCGGAGGAUGAGAGUCCAGUGUCACAGAUUGAGAAAACUAUAACCGCGGAGGAAACAGCUACAGAAAUUCCAACAACCACCGAAACUCCAACGCCUGAAACUACAAUAACUACUACCGAAACUUUAACAACAGCUACGGAGAUUCCAAUGACUAUAGAAGCUACAACAAUUACAACUUCAAUUCCUACGGAAAUUUUGACAGUUCUUAAAACUCCAAUUACUGAAGAAACUACAAGUACUAAAACUUCAACGCUCAGUACAACUCUAACGUCACUUAAAAUUAAAACAACCGAAAUUCCGACGACUAGCGAAACUUCGACAAUUACUGAGAUUUUAUUUAUAAAAACUACAAUUACUGAAAUUCUACCGAUUAAUAAAACUGUGACAACUGCGGAAACACCAACAACUAUUGAAACUUCGAUAGCCAGCAAAAUAUUAAUGAUUAGUACAAUUCCAACGACUAUAGCUACAACAAUAACAAUAACAACAACAACAACAACAACGGAAACAUCUACUGAAAUUUUGACAACUCACAAAACUCCAAUUAUUAAAGAAACUACAAGUACCAAAAUUAUAAUGCCUACUGAAACUCCAACGCCUAUUGAAACUAAGACAACUACCGAAACUUCGACAAUUAUCGAGAUUUCAACAUCUACAAAAAUUACAAAAAUUACCGAAUUUCUAGCGACUAAUAAAAGUGUAAUAACUGCGGGAACUCCAACUUCUAUCGAAACCCUAACAGUUAGCGAGAUUCCAACGACCAGUACAAUUCCAACGACUAUAGCUACACCAACUGCGAAAACUUUAACAUUUACUAAAAUUUUAACAACUUACAAAACUCCAAUUAUUAAAGAAAUAACGGGUGCCAAGACCUUAAGACCUACUGAAACUUUAACGCCUAUUGAAAUUAAGACAACUACCGAAACUUCGACAAUUAUCGAGAUUUCAACAACUAUAGAAACUACAACAAUAACCAAACUUCUAACGAUUACUGAAACUCUGACAACUACAGAAACAGCAUUUACCGAAACUCCAAUAAUUAGAAAAAUAUCAACGACUAGUACAAUUCCAACAAUUGCAGAAACUACAGCCAUUACUGAAACUUUGACACCUAGUAAAAUUAUAGCAAUUACUAAAAUUCCAACGAUUAAAAAAAUUGUAAGUACUAAAAGUUUAACGCCAACAAUUACGGAAACUCCAUCAAGUACCGAAACUCAAAUAAUUACUGAAAUUUUAACGAUUACCGAAAGUUUAGGAUCCACAGAAAUUCCAGUAAUUUCGACUACGUCUAUUACAACUGUGUUUUUUGCAACGUCAGAAAAUAUUACAUCAUCCGUGACAACGUCCCCGAAAGAAUUUUUUCAAACAUCAACUCUGACUAUUUUGACUACAAUUUUUACUACGGAAACAGCUGAGAGCAUUUUAAUUUCUACGACAACACCUGGUAUAACGCCAUUACAAACAUUGAUUAUAAAUACGACGCUAAGUGAAACGCCGUGUACUACGAUUUCUAGCAUGCCUUUGACUACGACAAAAGGAGCUGUUACAACUUCUUUCAAAACUGCAGUUACAACUACGUCAUUAAAAGUAACAACGACAACGCCACUAUCACUGGUUACAAGCACAAUGUCAAGUGAAAUGCCGAAUACGACGCUUUCUACAUUUUUAACAGAAGAGACUACAGCUUCUUUAAUACCUACGACAGCAUCUUCAUUUGAGACAUUACACACUAAAGCUGUAUUGCCAAUUUCUACAACGAUAUCCACAAUCGAAACGUUAAUGACUAUAUCAUCCAUCUUGACUGUGAACGCGACAGUCUUCAGUACAACUGCUAGCACAAUCACGGCAGAGAUCCUCAAAAGUACAUCUUCGCUUACAUAUUUUACGGUAACAACGCCUUCUAUCACUCAAAUUCCAAUCAAGCCUAUUGUGUUGGAUACUGGAACAACAGCUUAUGAGACUACCUCUACCUUAGUUACUUCAUCUCUUUUAAUAGAGACCGUUGAAGGUACGACGUCUUCUGUAAUAGAAUAUGAAGAAACUAAAGAGUCUGGAGCAUAUUAUUAUGAAACCACGAAAGAAGAAAUAGCGACAGUUACAAGUACUGCUAAAUUAACGACAGAACGUACGACAACUUGGAUUACUACAAAAGAAGUUACUAUCAUCGAAGAAACAACACCAAUGACGUUUUAUAUUACAUCAUUUUCUGUCGAAACGACUUCAGAAGCAACUUCCUUCAUAAUCGAAACGAUUACUUUGCCCACGAUAAUUGAAGAAACUUUAUCGAUUGAAAAAAUCGUCACUGUUACUCCUGGAACAAUGAUCGAGGGAAUGUCGUCACUAUCGGAAGUUAUAUUAAUUUCCACUGAAACAAGUACAAUGCCAGCAAUAGGAACAAGUACGAGUACCAGUUCGGUACUUACAACAGCCGCGACGACUGUUUCACUUUUGGAAGAAACUGCCACAGAAAUUACAGAAACAAGUCUGAUAACUAUUACUACAACUGCUACGUUGUUGCCAACUACUGAAAGACCGAAAUAUGCAACAAUUUUAGAAGCUGCAGUUACUGUGACGCUUGCUCCAUUUUCCGAAUUUAUUCUGUCAAUAAUAAUUACAUCGGAAACGCCUGUUAUUUCUACAUUGCCAAAAACUGUAUCAGAAGAGUUUACGAUAUCAACGACUGAAAGUCCAUCAAUAACAUACGUUACACAAAGUUCUAUAUUAGUUAUCGAAACAACCAUUUAUCCCACUGUUUCAAUUUCGCCAAAAUCUACUGAAGAAUCGCUAGAAGCUGAGACGGAAUAUUAUGUAGCAAAAGAGCCAUUUUAUGAAGAAGAAUAUGAAGAAUAUAAAGGAUAUGAUACUAAAAUACCGAUUGACAGGUGGUAUUAUUAUGACGAAUACGAAACCACGACAAAAGGAACAACUAUGGCAGAAAAGUACACGAAAUUACUUAAAGAAAAGGCAAUGAGCCCGCCUUUUAUUGAAGGCACAACGACAUCUUUAUAUAAAAUAAAAACUUCAGAGUUUACAAAAUACCCAACACCUUCUGAAGCUGCAUCGAUUUACGUUAAUGUGACUUCAACCGUGGCUACUUCAGGAAUAUCUUAUACACAUAUCGAAAAAGUUACUUCAAUUUCUACCUUAGAAACGUCCACAUCGACUAUAGUUGAGAAUGUAACAACGGUUAAAGUGGAAACCGAGUUCACAGCGUCCGCUGCAAGCAAAGAGAUAGAAUCGACAACGAUGUGGUUAACUUUUGGUUCUACUGAAGAAUACACUCUUCCCUCUUCAACAACUUUCAAAAUUCCGACGGAGCCACUUGAAUAUCUAACGAUUCCUCCCAAGUAUACGGAUGUAGAACGGUUCACGCGAAUCUGGCUCGUCACCUCACCAAAAUUUACUACAAAGCCUAAAGAAAUUCCAAAGAUUGCAUUGAAAAAGACUACAACUCCAGAACAAGUUUCAGAGACUGAGACUGCCGUGGAAAAGUUAACUUCUUUUUUCAUCUCAUCAACGCUAACGACGUUACCGGAAAGAGAAAUUAUUGAAGUGCACCUAACAACCAUGAGUACUGCAUCUUCUGAAAUGGAAGGUAUUAUCAAAACCGCUUAUGAAGUUACCACUUCAGCGAUGACGGAAGAAGAGACUAUUCCGAGUGUAACACCAUUUAUCACGUCCGAAGCUGAAAUUGAAUUUGUAUUUACUACGAUGAGCACAACUGUCGAACAAGAACAGAAAGAACGGUUACUACAACGACUCGAUAAUCUCAAACAGCACGAGAGAGAGAUGGCGGAGAGAGAAGAAAGGCUGAAGGAAAGAGAAAAACAGUGGGACAUAGAAAAGGAAAAACGCAGGAAAAUGAUGCAACGUGAAAAAGAGAGAGAGAAGAAUAUUACAGCAACAACGGGUAUAACCGAGAGCUAUGAAACAACUACUAUCAGUACCUCGAUUACAUCUCCUAUCUAUACUAUUGGUACAAGAAAUUUAACUGUGUUGACUACAGAAAUUGAAAUUACAUCCCCUGGUUUCGAGAUAUCUAUCACUACGUUAAGUUUAGUCGAAAUUACUACGGUUCCAAUUAAAACAACUCUAUUUAGUACCACAGAAAAAAUUACAUCCGAGACAUAUACUACAGAAAAAAUGGAAGAAGAAACUAUAGCAGGAAGUACAUCUGUAACAUAUGCUACAGAAGAAACAAUUAUACCUUAUACUAUAGAGAAAAGCACAUCUAUCACACACAUUACAAAAGAGACAGAGGAAAUACAAAUUACAGAUUAUAUAACUUUGACACCGUAUGUUACUACAUCUGUCAUGGAUUUGUAUAAUAUCGGUUUAGCUUCAAUUGAAACUACAACUUCGUACACUAUCAAAGAAACGUAUACUGUAAGUUAUGUAUUCGAAACUCCAUUCAGUAUAACAGAGGAAAUCAUACCUGUGACAUAUACCAUGGAGAAGACAGAGGAAGCGAUAGAAGAGACUACAUUUACGCCAUACGUUACGGAAGAAACAGAGGAAAUAAUUACGUCUUACACUGCGGAGAAAAGUACAUCUAUUACAUAUACGGAAGAGAUAGAGGAGAUGCUAAUUACGGAUUACGUAACCUUCACGCCAUAUAUCACUACACCUGUUGUGGAUUUAUAUAGUAUCGGCUUAGCUACAAUUGAAACUACGACUCCUUAUACUGUUAGAGAAAUAUAUACUACGAGUUACGUGACUCUUUAUAGCGAAUCUCUAUUCGUUUCACCUACUAUUACUAGUCCAAUUACAUUAAUCACCGGUAAGUUCAUUACUUUACCUAUUACUACGUUUAGUGAAAGAUUUGAAGAAAUCAGUGUAACUUCAGUUACAACCCCUACGUGGUACACUACAGAAGAAACAUACAUAGUAACUUAUACAGAUAUUUAUGGUAAACCUUUAUUCUCUUCAACGGAAUUAGAGUUUACGAUCACUUUAUCGACUAUGGCUAUUAGUACGACUACAGAGGUAAAGUACGAUGAGGAAAUAGAAAAAUUGAAAGAAGAAUUGCGCAAGAAAGAGCGCGAAUUAGAAGAGAGAGAAAAGAUUUUGCUGGAAAGAGAGAAAAGAUUAGAGAGAGAUAUAAUGGAAUUUAAUAAAUACAUGAAAGAAUUUGAAAAGAAAAUAACUUCAAUCAUACCGUCCGAGAAAUCGACUAUGCUCACGAGUUUAUCAACGCCAGUGCCACCAACUGAAAGAACCACUAUAAAAGCUCAAUUAACAACGCAGAUUGAAAGAAUAACCGAAAAGAAAGAAAAUCGAACUACAAAGAUGGGAAUUACUCGACAUACAGAAAUGAAAGAUAUUGAAGAGAAGAAACAAACGUAUAUUCCUGAAAAAACUGUCACGCAGGAAGAAGAAGAAAUAAUGACAAAACGAGUUUGUUUGAACGUUUUAGAAAAUACAACGAUUCCUUUCGAUAAAAGAAGAAGAGAUAUUGUAACCAGAAAGAUCUGUCUGCCGUACUUUCCCGAAAAAAAUGAAGAGAAGAAAUCAGUCGGUCGAUUAAGCAGAAGGCUUCUCGCUUUACCAAGUACGAAGAAAAUAAAAAGACCGAGAUGGAAUGUUCCAUCAAAUUUUCGGUAUCGCAGAAGAGAGAAAGAGAUUACUCGUAAGAUUGAAAAUCUGCAGCUGUCGCAUUAUGAAUGGCUGAGCAACAACACCACUAAGCCACUGCAAUACUUUAAAGGUUUCACUAGGAUUUAUAAAAAAAUGAGGAAAUUUCCAAAAAAGAUUACAAUGCAAAGAAACACGACCAACGAUUUUCAAAAUAGUACUUCUCUAUAUGACCAACAUGUUUUUGAUUAUCAUGAAAGUAUCUUCCAACCAACUACGACGUUCAUGUUAGAUAGUAAGAAAUAUGGAAAGAGAAACGCAUUCUUCAGAUACGAUUUGAUUUCUACAAGGAAAAGUGACUGUUCCAUUGAUGACAAAGCAAGUGUUCAAAAGAGAGACGUUUCAUCGAUAGAGAACAAUGAACGGUUUUGGUCAAAGAAAAAUACGGCCAAUAUUUCAAAUCAAAAAGCAACAACUGCAGCCGAAGAAGAUGAAGUUUAUACGGUAAACGUACUACAUCUCAAUUACAAUGAGGAUAAACAAACGCAUGAAGUAAUAUCUGCUAAACCAGAUGAAGACGAACUAACAGCAAUUUUAUUUGAAUCAAAUGAUGAUAUUUAUGUAACUGAAUUUGGAAAAGAUAGGAAAAUCACGACGCCAAACUAUAAAAUUGAAGAGAAAGAUGAAGAUAAUGAAAUAUCAGACAAAAUGGAGAAAAAAAUAGAAGAGUACAACGAUUAUAUCGAGGAUUUAAUAGAAGAUUAUAUGAAUUAUGAAGAACAUGAAACAUCAACACAAACACAUGAUGGGAGAUUAUUAGAUAACAGAAACAAGGAUAAAAGAAUGACAGAAAAUGAAAAAGAAUUAUUGAAUCAAACAUGGCCUAUUGAGAAAAGUACAAUGUAUCAUUUAGGCGGCACUAGAUUUUGGAAGCUCGAUUUUGUUACGGAACUACCAAUAUUACGUACGACAACUGACAAAAGUAAAACCAUUGAUGAAUCAAUCACCAAAACGACCUGUUUUGAUGUUGUUCUUAAAAGAAAUGACAAGAUAAAAUCUAAUAUAUCUUAUUACAAACGCCAUCUUAAUAACAAUAGGAUGAUAAAACAUGUUUCUAUUGAAAAACGAGAUGCCAGUCUUGAAAAUGUAACGAGAAUGAAUGCAUUACGUUAUAAGUUAAGAACGAAGCAACCCAGAGUGGUAGCAAAGAAAUUAAAACGCGAAUCGCAAAAGCACGAACCAAAACAUUACAAACAGGGAAAUUUCGAGAAAAAAAGAACAGUAAAAUUUAAUGAUUUCCGGUGUACCAGCGAUUCGGCAGCGAAAAACCGUAAGCUGUGCAUUGCUAAUGCGAACAAAUUGAAGCAUCAAAUUGUUAAGCACGAAGAUACAAACAAACACAAAAAAAAGCAACUAGUAAAACCGCGAACAUCGCAAAAUUUACACUCCCUUCAUAAUACAGAUAAUGGUGUCAUAAAUAAAAAAAAUGCAUAUCAUAAAACGACGACUGCCAAUCAAUAUCUUCAAGUCAGAAUAAGCUUCUCAUUAGACGAAAUUAAGGCACUUAAUUGCAGCGAAUAUAAAGAGAUCCAGGAUAAAAUAGUGAUCUCAAUGGAUUCCGACAUGGAGGAAGCCAGAGAAUUUCCCCAACCGCAUUACAACACCGAAUCACUCAAGGGACAGAAAUAUAUCAAACUGGAAGAACUGGAGGAUAAUUUGAAAAGCAACUCGGAACUUGACAGCGAUAACGAUGUUAUCUCAUUACCCGGUCUUAAUCUCAAUUUACCCUGUAAUCAAGACGGCAAUGGUAUCACGUGGCUAUCAAGUCUUAGCAGACCGAGUUACACGUGGAAAAGAAUGGACAGCAUUGCGCUCUUCGGUUUCGUGGCGGAAAACGGCGAUUUGGAAUUGCGAAACGUGAACGCGAAAGACACGGGAAAUUACACCUGUGUCAUGACGUACAUGAGCCCCGAUAACGAGGAAUCCGUGGAAACCACUUACGAGGUCCAUUUGCAAGUUGUCACGCUGCCGAGGUACAUUGUGCACGGAGAAAAUCGUUAUCAUGUACGAUCUUGCGACGAAGGGGACUUGGAUGUGCUGGUAACAUAUCUACCCCUAAAAUUGAACAAUAUUAUAUGCGAGGCAGAUGUCUGCAAUGCUUAUGUCUUAACGCCGUCCUGCACCCGAAGUCAAAUUACAGUGAAUAUUCUGUUAGUGCCAUCGCAUAUCGUUAAACUAAUGACGGUCGAUCCCAAACACUGCAAUGUCUUCUGUCUUAAAGCCAUUCAAGAUAAACUCUCGCUGAUACUGAGUAAAAAUCUGCAAAUCUUCCUCGGGAAGACUAUUAUUUUCAGAUUGCCGCAUUACGAGCAGAGACUGGUGCCGAUCGUUGAAAAAUCGUCGUUCGCAAGACGAAAAAGAGGGAAAACCGAUGCAAACGUAUCCGUUGGAAGAUCCAGUAAUAUCGGUUUAUUCUCCAGCUGCCCAGCGGGAUAUGGUCUUCGUGAUACACAUUGUGUUCCUUGUAACGUGGGCACUUAUAGCGAGGACGGAAUAUCGCACUGUAAAAGAUGCCCACCCGGUACGUAUCAACCGAAUCACGGCGCCAGAGUUUGUCGUACGUGCACUAAUCCAAUGACAAAAGGUUGUUACAAUAUGCUCUGGAAUUCUUUCUCCGCUGUAAUGGUAACUCUGGCGAGUAUUGGCGCGAUGCUAUCGAUAUGUUUGCUGUCACUAUGGAUAAUUUGCUGCGCUAAGAAGAAAUUCUGUGUAAAACGAAUGGCUGGUUUUAUUGUCAGAGAAAAUACGUUUGAAGGAGAGAAACAUGUGGAGGAGCAACCAUUGAUUAAGGAUGCAAGUGAAAACGAAGAUCAACAAUGGGACAGCGAGUACAGAAUCAAGAAAAAGAAAGGAAAGUUUUAUCUACACGAAGAUGAAUGGGGAUCGCAUCGUAUAAAGAAUGUCCCAAUAAUUAGCCCAGAUUCUUAUCGAUCUCAUGAAGAUUAUAACAAUCAUUAUCCAAAGCGGUCAUGUCGUAAAGGACCGCGCCUGCCAGAAUGUGAUUUUGAUACAUGACAAAAGACAUACCAGUAAGAAAACUUACU